Messenger RNA from Nomia melanderi (Alkali bee), 1120 nucleotides. It is a transcript of the gene Aptx, whose product is annotated as aprataxin. Gene Ontology annotation, molecular function: mismatched DNA binding; single-stranded DNA binding; single-strand break-containing DNA binding. Gene Ontology annotation, cellular component: nucleus. The record is from RefSeq and is a predicted model, not a curated record. Gene Ontology annotation, biological process: single strand break repair. NCBI's taxonomy places the organism in Eukaryota, Metazoa, Arthropoda, Insecta, Hymenoptera, Halictidae.
UGCGCGAUACUUUGUGAAGAUCAUCCGCGCAGACGCAUGCGUACUAAACAAAGCUCUCGCAAACGUCAAACUGAUUUAACGUUCCUGAAAUUCUGUGUUUAAUACGAUUAAACUAGUGGGAAAGCGACGAGAACAACGCGAGCGUGCGAUGCGAAUCGAAUAUGCUAAUAGAAGUUGGUCAACUUACUUUAAUGCAUAAUAAUAGUUGUGAUACAGUAAACCUAACCUCUAAAAUGUUUAUACCGUGCUUUUGAUUAGUAUAAAAAUUCUAGGCCUCAAAAAAUCGUUAUCCACAAAAAUACAGUGUCUAAGAGCAAUCAUGAAACGCAAACCGAAGGUCGCAUCAACGGAUGUAACGGCCCCUAAGAAACAUCACUGGAUGACUGGUUUGCUUGUCUCCAUGGAAGAUCCUGAACUCCGGGUAAAAGAGGAUAACAGGGUAGUUGUCAUCAAAGAUAAGUAUCCGAAAGCCCAGUAUCAUUACCUGGUUCUGCCGAAAGCAAACAUCCCUUCGAUUUGGCACCUGAAAAAGGAAAAUGAAGACUUACUGCUGCACAUGGCUAAAGUCGCUGAGGACUUAACUAAAGAACACAAAGAUUCCGAAUUUCUUAUUGGAUACCAUGCUGUUCCGAGUAUGCAGCGGUUACAUUUACACGUGAUAAGUACAGAUUUCAACAGCCCGUGUCUAAAAACUAAGUACCACUGGAAUUCGUUCACUACCCCUUUCUUCUUGCAUUCAGCAGACAUCUGUAACCAGUUGCGCGAGAAAGGCGAACUCAAAAAGUUGAAAUCCGAAGAUAGCGCGGAGCACUUGAACACCCCGCUUAAGUGUCACAAGUGUUCCGAAACCCCGAAAAACAUGCCCGAGCUGAAGAGGCACCUGUUAUCCCAUUUGCCGAAUCAAAGAAACAUCGUUCAGUAAAAUGAUUAUUUCCCGAGAACAAUUUCAGUGUUUUGUUUUUAAUUUGACGAUCCCCUGAAGUUUGAAUAGGUGUUAAACACGUUACUUACGAUGUGCAAUAUACUCAGCGAUAAAUGCACCGUAGAUUUGUAACGAUAACACGCCGCCGUGAACGCGGCUUUAGAAUACUCAGAAUUUACGUGAUGUACGAUAAGAUUG